Messenger RNA from Rhipicephalus sanguineus (brown dog tick), 1077 nucleotides. RefSeq lists its product as uncharacterized. The record is from RefSeq and is a predicted model, not a curated record. The transcript has 3 exons. Lineage: Eukaryota; Metazoa; Arthropoda; Arachnida; Ixodida; Ixodidae. The coding region runs from base 245 to 706 and encodes 153 amino acids.
CGGUCUUGUUUGAGUUAUGCCUUCUUUGCGCGGUGUAGUGAUAGGCGACAGCCAGGUUAAAUUCAUGUGCAGGAGUCGCCUUCACUUGAAAACAUCCGUCGAGACCUGCACAUUUAGUUUUGGUGGUGUUGACGCUGUGCGAAUGGCUGAGGCCGUCUCUGCGAUGCACUUUCAGCGCAUAGACUGUCGUUUUGUACGUUGGUGGUAACGACGUUUGCAGUGCCAACGCGGACCCUCAAGAUAUAUGCGACAAUAUAGGGAAGUUAGUUCUGCAACUGCAGCACGAUGUGGCCCCCGUGGUGUAUACGUCUUCAAAGUGCUGCCACGUUGCUCCAGCUCUGAAGACGCCUAUGCAGAGCGCCAGAUCAAGAAAACGCGCUUGCUGAACCGCAAGCUGACGGCUACGCUGAAACGCCUGCCGUGUGUUCGAAUCUUGAACGCCGAGCAUCGGUUUCUCAAUUCCUCGAAAGAGCCACGACGUGCGCUCUUAGCAAUUGAUGGGUACCAUGUGCACAGAGGCCAAGGGAUCGAUCAGCUGGCCAAAAUCGUCAGUUCUCUUGCCCGUGACUUCGGACCUGGAGUGAAGUCACAUGGACACAGCGAGCUGGGUAUCUGCUACAGGGUGCUGAAGUGCAGCCACUGCAACACAAAAGGCCACGAAGUCCUGCGAGUGCAGCAAAUUCCUUCGCCUACCUUCCCAACAUGAACCAAGACUGCUUUAGCUCAUCUUAAUGUGUGAAGCAGCGCACAAAAACAAGACAUGAAAGGAGGAAUACAAUUCAACAGGCCAACCACUGCACUUGCAAUUAGCUUAUUUUGAAGGGAAAAAAAGGAGGGGGUAAUACACAUAUGCACAAGUGCACAACAUUCAAAUUUUUUUUAAGCACCGUUAUGAGCAAAAGUCAUUGUUGCAUGUGGUGCACUUGUGGGUAUGUAUAUACAUAUUUUUUAAAAGAAUAAACUAGUGGCAAGUGCAACAGUUGUCCUGUUGAAUCAUAUUAAUCCUCUUGUGUCUUUUUUCUGUGCGCUGCUUUACGUGUUCAGAUGCUCUGUCACCAAUUCACCCGACUUUCAACC